CUACCACUGAGCAGCACAGUGGCAAGGGAAAGAAAAUAGACAUUGUACAUGCUUCGCAAAAACUGGUUCAUUGAGUAAUUACAGUGCUUUCUUGUGGACACGCGCAGUUCCCUUGUCAGAUCAGAAUCUCUAUACAGACUGUAGAUAAAAGUGCCCGACCUGGAUGAUGUACAGCAAGAGAACUGGCGCUACAUGGCUAGUGACACUAUUGUUUGGUACAUCCCGCAUGGAAUCUACGGCGGAGCAACGAGGACGACUCGUACUGCUGCCACAACCUCCAAAGGUGAUGUAUCCACGGCGACGUACGAGAGAGCCGCAGAAGCGCCAGAUCAGCCGAGUGUCUUUGUUGGAUCAUCUUCUUCAGUCAAACCCAAGAAACACGAAGAUACUUUGCAUGUUUCCAAACGAGAUGGGCGCCUGGAACUCUUGGACUCGACCAAGCUGCUGCAACGAUUGACGGAUUUGUCUGAUGGCUUGGACAUGCGCUUUCUGAAUUUGGUCGCCUUGACGGAAUCUAUUGUGCGAGGCAUGUAUCCCAACGUGACAACCCACGAAAUUGACGUCUUAGCUGCGGAAACCGCUGCCAGUCUAGGGACGCAGCAUCCGGACUAUGGCCGCCUGGCGGCUCGAAUUCUCAUUACACAGAAUCACAAAACGACUCCGACGUGUUUUUCCGAGGCCAUCGAAACUUUAUACAACUCCGGUAAAGGCUUUAUCGACCAUAAAGUUGGGGAACUAGUUCGUCGACGCGGUCCCGAGAUUGACUCCCGUAUUGUGCACGAGCGUGAUCUUGAAAUGACUUACUUUGGCUACAAAACGUUGGAACGCGCCUAUUUGCUCAAAAAGGACAACGGCAACCAAGUCUUGGAGCGGCCUCAGUAUCUCAUGAUGCGUGUGGCCUUGGGAAUUCAUUGUACAAGUAAGAUGAGCUCGCGAUCGGAAGACGACUGUCUGGAGGCCGCCUUUGAAACGUACGAUCUCAUGAGCCGGGGCUUUUUUACCCACGCCUCGCCAACACUCUUUCACGCGGGUACCACCCACCCGCAGCUAUCGUCCUGUUUUUUGGUGCAAAUGAGUGAAGACUCCAUUAAUGGCAUCUAUGAUACAUUAAAGCGCUGCGCUGUGAUAUCCAAAGCCGCCGGCGGUAUCGGGUUGUCGGUGCAUAACAUACGCGCCAGAGGAACGCCCAUCCAAGGAACGCGCGGUGUUUCCAACGGUCUAGUCCCCAUGCUCCGGGUAUUUGAUGUGACAAGUCGGUAUGUUGAUCAGGGCGGCGGCAAACGCCCUGGGGCUUUUGCCAUUUAUCUAGAACCAUGGCAUGCCGAUAUCUUUGAUGUUCUAAGUUUGAAAAAGAAUCAUGGAAAAGAGGAACAGCGAGCAAGAGAUUUGUUCUACGGUCUAUGGAUUCCAGAUCUUUUCAUGAAACGAGUCGAAGAAGAUGACGUCUGGAGUCUGAUGUGUCCUCAUCAGUGCCCUGGUCUUGCACAUUGUUAUGGUGCGAAGUUUGAGGCUCUAUAUCAGCACUACGAGCAGGAAGGGAAAUUUGUACGUCAAGUCCGUGCUCGAGAGCUUUGGGGUGCCAUAUUAGAAUCUCAGAUCGAAACUGGCACUCCAUACAUGCUAUACAAAGACACUUGCAACACCAAAAGUAACCAACAAAAUAUUGGAACGAUUCAAUGCAGUAACUUGUGCACUGAGAUUAUUCAAUACUCGGAUCAAGAAGAAACCGCGGUAUGCAACUUGGCAAGUAUUUGCUUGCCGCGAUUUGUUGUUUCCGAGCGCGGUACUUUCGGAUCAAUUAGUCCUGAGUCUGGUUCGGCGUUCUUUGAUCACGAAGCCCUUCACCGGGCAGCAAAGAUUGUGACGCGCAAUUUGAAUUCUAUAAUUGACGUGAACAGCUAUCCAGUAGACGGUGCAAAAACGUCAAACUUUAAACAUCGUCCAAUCGGAAUCGGCGUCUCGGGACUGGCUGAUGCAUUUCUCCGAUUGGGCUUACCGUUUACGUCUGCGGCAGCAAAAAAGCUUAAUGAAGCUAUUUUUGAAACCAUUUAUCAUGCCGCGCUAGAAGCAAGCGCUGAGCUUGCUGAGAAAGAAGGCCCAUACGAAACAUUCGCAGGAAGCCCAGCAAGUCAAGGAAAGCUUCAGUUUAACCUGUGGGGCCUGUCAGAUGACGAAACGCCAAGUCACAAGUACGCUUUGGCAAAGGAAACUCCUGUUCCAAUUCAGAUGUAUCCGAAUAGUAGCAAUGUCUGUGGAUACGAUUGGGAAUCAUUGCGUCGGCGAAUUGUCAAAACUGGGCUGCGAAAUUCGUUAUCUUGGGCGUCAACGAGUGUUUCGAGCCUUUCAGCUCAAACCUUCCGCAACCAAAUGAUGCGCGAUGGCGGUUCCGUGCAAAACAUUCCCGAUAUCCCCGAUCGAUUAAAGGAACUGUACAAGACAGUAUGGGAGAUCAAAAUGAAGGACAUCAUUGAUAUGGGAGCAGAUCGGGGCAAAUUCAUUGACCAAAAUCCGAACAUGGACAAACUUACGGCUAUGCAUUUUUACGCUUGGAAAAAGGGUUUGAAGACUGGAAUGUACUACCUGCGAACAAAACCGGCUGUAAACGCAAUCCAAUACACUGUUGAAAAGAUAAGUCCUACUGUUAUUGUGGGCGGCAUCCCAGAAGCUGAGCCCGAUGACAUCAACUUCAAACUUUUUGGCGGCGGCAUCGAUGCUCCCCAUUUUAUUGACAGUUUUGAUACCCUUGGUACUCAGGCGAAGACGGACCUUGCGAUUCAAAUCUUCCGAAAAGAAUCGCUUCCACUGCAAAUUGACUGCCUGUACCUUCUUGAUGCGUCUGUGGGAAAACGUGACGACGCGAGCUUGACGAUUGGGCUUCUUUCCCAACAAGUCGCAAACCCGCGCUCGCAUUACGAGAGUACUAGCACAAUUCUGACGGUGGAUCUGAAAUCGAAAACAAAGAAAGCCAAAUGA
Phaeodactylum tricornutum CCAP 1055/1 is the source of this 2973-nucleotide messenger RNA. RefSeq lists its product with no specific name. Gene Ontology annotation, biological process: deoxyribonucleotide biosynthetic process; DNA replication. The record is from RefSeq and is a predicted model, not a curated record. The coding region runs from base 193 to 2973 and encodes 926 amino acids. Gene Ontology annotation, molecular function: ribonucleoside-diphosphate reductase activity, thioredoxin disulfide as acceptor; ATP binding. The transcript has 6 exons. Gene Ontology annotation, cellular component: ribonucleoside-diphosphate reductase complex. NCBI's taxonomy places the organism in Eukaryota, Bacillariophyta, Bacillariophyceae, Surirellales, Neidiaceae.